Sphaerulina musiva SO2202 is the source of this 1890-nucleotide messenger RNA. Its product is annotated as MFS monocarboxylic acid transporter. Gene Ontology annotation, biological process: transmembrane transport. The record is from RefSeq and is a predicted model, not a curated record. Gene Ontology annotation, cellular component: membrane. The annotation marks the transcript as partial. Lineage: Eukaryota; Fungi; Ascomycota; Dothideomycetes; Mycosphaerellales; Mycosphaerellaceae. Gene Ontology annotation, molecular function: transmembrane transporter activity. The transcript has a single exon.
UCCUCUCGCCCAGUCAGUCGGGUGCGCGACAACAGCAGCGCCGCUAUCGACAAGCUUGACUACACGCCCGGCGGCAAACCGCUCCUCCCCCGAAGUCGCGAUCCUAGUCGAAGUCGACACUCCGCCGCCGCCACCGCCGCCGCCGCCGAGGAAGAUGAUGAAGAGGAUCAACACAGCUAUGCAGGCAGCUUUUUUUCUGACAUAGCCCAAGGUAUCGCCGACAAGGACCGCGAGCGCCUGCGAAAGGAGCUCUGGCGAUAUGGCUCGUUCGCGUGGGCCCUGAUCAACACCUUGGGCGCCGGCAGCAUUACUGCCUAUAGUCUGUAUGCGCCACUGUUCCAGCAUCGCCUUCACUACAGUCAAUUGCAGGUCAAUGGCAUCAGUAUCGCGGCAGAAAUUGCCAUGUACUUGCCGGUGCCGCUCUGGGGCAUGCUCUGUGAUCGCUGGGGCCCGGGAAUCCCCAGCGUGCUGGCAGGAGCUUUCUUUGGGAUGGGCUAUCUGCUGGCCGCGUUUGACUACCAGAGUGGUCCGCCGUCUGCGCUGGGUGGGACGGGCUGGCCGUACGGCGUCAUGGUGCUGGCCUUCGUCUUCAUUGGUAUGGGCACGAGUCUGAUGUACUUGUCCGCAGUAACGACGUGCGCCAAGAACUUUGGGAGAGGGAAAUACAAAGGCAUUGCGCUCGCACUGCCAAUUGCCUGCUUUGGCUUGAGCGGCAUGUGGCAGGCACAAGUGGGCAGUCAGCUGCUGUACGAGACGAAGAGCGAUGGCUCCAAGGGCGAUGUCAACGUGCACAAAUUCUUUCUCUUUCUGGGGAUCCUUUUGCUCACAACAGGCGUAAUUGGCAGCUACGUCCUGCGCAUCGUUGACGAAGAGGAACUGAUUGAAGAUGCGGUGGAAGAGCUGGAGCAGAGCGGCUUUCUUGACGAGAGCGAAUAUUUCCAUCGCUUACUGCAAGAGCGGGAAGAGCAAGAAGGCUAUGGCACAUUAUCCGAUUCGAUUGUUGAGGAGAUCAGUCGCAAAGCUGACCAGCUGAAAGCUAAGAAAGCGGAAGACGCCAGGAGGAAAACGUGGCUCCUCAACGCCGAAACACGACGGUUUUUGGGUGACAGAACCAUGUGGUGGCUUGCUGCGGGUUUCUUGCUAGUUACCGGCCCUGGAGAAGCAUUCAUCAACAACCUAGGCACUAUCAUCGACACCCUCUACCCACCAAUGUCCGUCCCUGAGGGUGGCAACCCUACAAGUGCAGCGACCCAUGUCUCGAUCGUAGCAGUCAUGUCUACAGUCGCACGUAUCCUCACUGGAACACUCACCGACAUACUCGCACCGACAUCAUCUCCUCAUCAGCACAGACGUGGCCCAAACAGCAUAGCAAACAGCAUAUCCUCCCUCCCGCCACCUUUGCCUGUUGAAAAGAAGCGUGUCGAGGUCUCCCGUGUCACCUUUCUCAUUGGAUUUUGCAUUCUCAUGAGUGUCGGCCAAGUCGUCCUCGCCACUGGCUUUGUGCAAGAACACGCGGAACGCUUCUGGAUCGUCUCUGCAUCGAUCGGUGCCGGUUAUGGAGCCGCUUUCAGUCUCACCCCAAUCAUCGUCAGCGUGAUUUGGGGGGUCGAGAAUUUCGGCACAAACUGGGGAAUCUGUGCCAUGAUGCCAGCUUUAGGAGCCACCAUCUGGGGACUGGUGUAUAGUGGGGUAUAUCAGUGGGCAGCAGGUCUUGAAACAGUGGAAUCGGGUGGAACUGCAGAUGUGGUCGAAGACAAACUGUGUUAUGGGGUGAAAUGUUAUGCGGCCACCUUUUGGGCCAUGUCAGUUUGCGUAUGGUUGGCUUGCGGACUUUGGUUCUGGGCUUGGAGAGGGCCUGGGGGUUGGGCGAGCAAAGGGGUCGCCGUGUAG